AUGUCUAAAGAAUCAAUAAUAUUACAAGUAUUUAGAAACAAGAUACUUUUAAGAGAGAUAUUAAACAAGACUCGAGAUGACAUUGAGUUUCUUGGUAUCCAAGUACCAAACAAUGCCGUUAGAGUAGAGGUAAAAGACUCUCAGAUGACUUAUCAUUGCAAGAGAAAGAGAUUCUAUCAUUUGGGUACUGAUUUGGUAUGGCUCAUCAAGAAUAGAUACUAUGCAGUGAUUAAAGAACUCUUGUUGAAGCAAGAUGAAAGACCUCGUUUCAAAAAGGAGAAUUUCUUUUCUCCCAAUAGUGACUUUAUUCAAGUUGCAAUGACAUCAAUCGACGAUGCCGAAACAUUUAGUCUCAUCCUAUCAAACUAUCAUCAAGACUUUAAAGACUACUUUCAAGAGUACUUUGACCCAGAAGCUCUUAGAACAAGAGUUCAUUUCAAAAAUGAAAGCUUUCCACCAAGUGACUUUCUAGUUUCUCUCAUCAACAAUCAUGGAAACAUCGAUAUUUGGAAUACAUUUAUUCAAUUUAUAGAUUUUAAAUGUUUAAACAAAAAUAUUGAUCAACCUCCUCCUCCAUCCUCUUCUUCAACAACAAAAGAAAAGAAUUCAAUAUUUUCAAGAUUAUUCUCUUCUUCUUCAUCAAAAGGAAAAGAAAAAGAAAAAGAUGAUAAAGAGAAAUAUUCAAUGUUAUAUGUAUUAUCCUACUUUCAUAAACAACCAAUCAAUGAUGCAUACAAACAAGUAUUUUUUAUUAGUGAUUUAAUCAAGCAUUGUUUGUACUCUGGUAGAAAAUCAAUUUUGCAUCAUAUAAUCAACCAUUUUGGAAAAUCAAUCUCUAAACAUUUGGAAGAAGUCUGUUUGGAGCAGAAACUAUCGGUUCCUACUUUGGGUGUACCAUUCAACUAUGUUAUCAGAAGAGACAUACAAAAAGAGAUGAUUUUGGGUCUAAGAGAGAACCUGCCUCUUUCAGUAUUCAACCAAAUCUACUAUAACACCGAUCAUCAAUUCGUUGCAGACCAUAUGCAUUUGGCAUAUGAUCUUUUAGAGAAAGAUCAUAGCCAUUGGAUUCAUGUUUAUUUGGCAAACAAUCCUCUCAAUAAUUGUAAAGAUGAUGGUGACAUUAUCAAAGCACAUUACGAUUGUUUGGUCAACAUGUUUACCAAAUACAAAAACCAACUUUUAAAAUCGAUCGACAUUUCCAAAAUGAAUGAUACUAUUCCACAUCUUUUCCAACAAGAUCCAUCUCUACCAGUGCCAACAGAGUAUUAUCAACUUUGGAUAUUCGAAUUGUACAAGAGAUACACGUUGAUGCCUCCACCAGCUGUUGUUUUCGUCACCAUUCAAAAACAAUCGCAUCCACUGUUUGAAGAAUACAUUAUCAAGACAAUAAGUAAAAACUAUGGCAAUAUCACCGAUUACAGUAGCAUGGAUUUGGUUUCAUAUCUUUUGGAUCGUUGUGGAUUCACCAUGAUCACUCGAUAUGGCUCUGUCGAGUUGGUCAAACUUGCAUACGAUUUCUUGCGUGAACACCGUAGAAAUAGAUACACUCAUCUCAUCAGUUUACAGUCAAACGACAUUCAAGUCAUCGAGUUCCUAGUCGGCGAGGUAAUUUAUAACAAUGUAAAUACUUGGGAUAAACCUGGUCACUUUGGAGGCGAAAUACAAAAAGCGGUCGAUGAACAUGUUGAAAAAGGUAACUUUGCCAUCGCCGAGUACCUCAUUGAAAACGCUGGUAAAAUAUCCUAUGAUUAUCAAGCCUCAACCAUAUCAAAACUAUUGCAAAACGGUAGUUACAAAUCCAUAGAGGCAAUGAAACUACAAACAGAUAUCUCCAUGCCUGCCAAUUUCAAAAUUAGUGUCCAAACAUUGCCUGCACUCAAAUACUUUCAUAUUGGAAGAGUAUUUUUUAAGCCAGAGUACGGAACGUCCACUCUUAAACGAGACCAAGAACUUACACAAAUGUUGUUUGAGCUCUACGAUGACGAGAUCGAAUCAAACAGCAUUAUCACUAAUAAGCUUGUCGAUGUAUUCAAAAAGGCAGUUGAUUCGGCAUUUCUAUCAAACAACCUAGACAUGAUCGAAUAUCUAAAUUAUUAUUAUGAAACCAACAAAUCAAGAUUUAAAAGUCAAAAAGAACUCUUGUUCAGAGCUAUCGACUUGGAUAGGAUUAUAAGCUCGAUGAAUUUCGAAAUGUUGGCAUUGGUCAUUAAACUACAAUUCCCGUUGAAAACAUCUUACAUGACCAGUUGGAGAACUGUUGGCAUGUAUGGAUCUCUUGAAUGGGUCGAAAAAGUUCUUUACAACUCUUCCUUUAGACCUGUCAGUGACCGAGAUAGAAUACCUCUACUUGCUGCACUCAAAAGUGGUGCCCUCCUCAACAAGUCACUAGAGAAUAGAAAAGCAAUCAUUGCUCACGUAGAAUCUAUACCAAAUUGUAAUAAUAGUUACUAA
Molecule: messenger RNA, 2451 nt
Organism: Cavenderia fasciculata
Lineage: Eukaryota; Evosea; Eumycetozoa; Acytosteliales; Cavenderiaceae
Exons: 1
Coding region: 1-2451 (816 amino acids)
Source: RefSeq, a predicted model, not a curated record